AUGGCAUACCUCUACACAUCAUAUAACAUCUCUGAGCAGCAGUCGAUGAAGAAGCACAUUGUGUUACGCGCGAUUGGCUCGUCCGGUCGCCUUGCCAGAAAUCCUGAGGAUUCGAUUAUCAUAUUCAAAUCUCGCAAGAUUCUCAAUCUAUCCAAAUCUUCAAUGGAGUUCAAAAGCAUUUUCCUCCUCUUUUGCCUCUGCCUGAUCCAGGGAUUUGCAUCUGCAACACUCGAUAUCAAGCAGGAUGAGACCGACGCAGGAUAUUUCCAUUGGUCCUCGGCCAAGCGCUUCGCCGAAGAUGCAAACACCGUCCGCAAUGCGCUGCCUUCGCUAGCUAGGCAAGCGUACGAAGAGAUGCGAGACGAUGCUCGGAACAAGGGCUUACCCGAGGGACAAACACCUUCUGCCAUGGCUGCCUUAGCUGUCGGUAGCGAUGUCUACUUCUCAUCCGGCUUAAUAGGAAGACCAUACCUUGUGCAUCCAGGAGAGGUGCAGAACUACAUCCAGGAAGGGGUAGCCAAGGAAGUCGAGCUGGCCAUUUUCCGUUGUCAGCAGACGUACCAGAGCGAACACCGCUAUGAUAUGCGUUGUGCUGAGCCUAUCGCGACACAGCAAUACCUCGUCAACAACCCGGACAGGUCUAUCGUCGGCCAAGGGAAGAUCUCGACUUAUGGCAUCCUCAACAAGAACGAUGUGACCAACACAGGCAUCCUGAAUCCUUGUGAAUCUAGAUACGGUCGGUGGGGCUGCCAGGUCUUUAUUGACAAGCUGCAGAUUACAAGAGUCGGGAAUCAAGGUGACAAGCCUGGAUUGCCUUCGAUCCAGCCAUCACAAGGCCUUGAGCAUUGCUUCUGGACAUAG
Molecule: messenger RNA, 861 nt
Organism: Pseudovirgaria hyperparasitica
Lineage: Eukaryota; Fungi; Ascomycota; Dothideomycetes; Acrospermales; Acrospermaceae
Exons: 4
Coding region: 1-861 (286 amino acids)
Source: RefSeq, a predicted model, not a curated record